This is a messenger RNA of Leopardus geoffroyi (Geoffroy's cat), 7715 nucleotides long. RefSeq names its product ATPase 13A3 (gene ATP13A3). The record is from RefSeq and is a predicted model, not a curated record. Gene Ontology annotation, biological process: intracellular calcium ion homeostasis; polyamine transmembrane transport. Gene Ontology annotation, molecular function: P-type ion transporter activity; ATP hydrolysis activity; ATP binding. Gene Ontology annotation, cellular component: late endosome membrane. The transcript has 35 exons. NCBI's taxonomy places the organism in Eukaryota, Metazoa, Chordata, Mammalia, Carnivora, Felidae. The coding region runs from base 659 to 4426 and encodes 1255 amino acids.
CAUCCGGCGCGGGAGUCCCGAGCUCGCAGCGCGCGUUCCCCCGCCCGCCUGCCCGCCUGCCCGCCGGCUCUCCCCGCAGCGUGAUCCGGGCGCCACGGCGGAGGGGAGGGGGGGUUCGCGACGUCGCUGGCGGCGGGAGGCCGUUUCGGAGUGCAGACCGCCCCCCUCCCCUGCCAGCCUCCCCCACCGCCCUCCCUUGUUCUCGCUCUGCCCCGGCUGCACGCCGCCGCCGCGGGCGCCGAGGAGGAGAGCGCGGACGCCCCUGUGCCCGGCGCGGCCCGGGCCUGCCCGCGGCGCCUCCCUCCCUUCACCCCGAGCCGCAGCGCGCGGCGGCGGCGGCGCCUCGAGCCCGAGCGACCCGCGGCCGCCGGCGCCGGCCGAGGGCGAUGGGGCUGGGCUGAGGCGAGGCGGCGGCGGCGACAGCGGCGGGCCCGGGCCCCGGCUCCCCGCGGUCCCUCGGCUGCUUCGGCCGGGAGGCCGGCGAGGAGACGGCGCAGCGGCGGCGGAUCUGACAGGAACAUCCUUGGAUCUUGGUGUCUGGACAUAGGAGCCAGAUUUUGAAAGUGCUGCUGAUACAGCAAUUGGGAAGAAUAAUGAUAUAGUGCUUUUGUUAUCUUCAAUUGUUCUGAAGCACAAGACCUCUCAAACCACCGUAGAUAUGGACAAAGAAGAAAGGAAGACUAUCAACCAAGGUCAAGAAGAUGAAAUGGAGAUAUAUGGCUAUAAUUUGUGUCGCUGGAAGCUUGCCAUAGUUUCCCUAGGAGUGGUUUGCACUGGUGGCUUUCUCCUCCUCCUCCUCUACUGGAUGCCCGAAUGGCGGGUGAAGGCGACCUGUAUUAGAGCUGCCAUUAAAGACUGUGAAGUGGUGCUGCUGAGGACUACUGAUGAAUUCAGAAUGUGGUUUUGUGCAAAAAUCCGCUUUCUUUCUCUGGAAACUCACCCAUUUUUGAGUCCAAAAUCUAUGACUAAUAAAGUUGCAAAUGGCCAUGCUGUUCAUUUUACUGAAAAUUUGGCUACAGAGAAUAGGCAUGAGAUGAGCAAAUAUUCACAAACUCAACCACAGCAGAUUCGUUAUUUUACCCACCACAGUGUAAAAUACUUCUGGAAUGAUACCCUUCACAAUUUUGAUUUUUUAAAGGGACUGGAUGAAGGUGUUUCUUGUACGUCAAUUUAUGAAAAGCAUAGUGCAGGACUGACAAAGGGGAUGCAUGCCUACAGAAAAUUGCUUUAUGGAGUAAAUGAAAUUACUGUGAAAGUGCCUUCUGUUUUUAAGCUUCUAAUUAAGGAGGUUCUCAACCCAUUUUACAUUUUCCAGCUGUUCAGUGUUAUACUGUGGAGCACUGAUGAAUACUAUUAUUAUGCUCUAGCCAUUGUGAUUAUGUCUAUAGUGUCAAUUGUAAGCUCUCUAUAUUCCAUUAGAAAGCAAUAUGUUAUGUUGCAUGACAUGGUGGCAGCUCACAGUACUGUGAGAGUUUCAGUUUGCAGAGCGAAUGGAGAAAUAGAAGAGAUCUUUUCUACAGACCUUGUGCCAGGAGAUGUUAUGGUCAUUCCAUUGAAUGGGACAGUGAUGCCUUGUGAUGCAGUUCUAAUUAAUGGUACUUGCAUUGUAAAUGAAAGCAUGUUAACAGGAGAGAGUGUUCCAGUAACAAAGACUAAUUUGCCAAAUCCUUCAGUGGACAUAAAAGGAAUGGGAGAUGAAUUCUAUAGUCCAGAAAUACAUAAACGACACACUUUGUUUUGUGGGACUACUGUAAUUCAAACUCGUUUCUACACUGGAGAACUUGUCAAAGCUGUAGUAGUUAGAACAGGAUUUAGUACUUCCAAAGGACAGCUUGUUCGUUCUAUAUUAUAUCCCAAACCAACUGAUUUUAAACUCUACAGAGAUGCCUACUUGUUUCUACUGUGUCUUGUGGCAGUGGCUGGCAUUGGGUUUAUCUACACUAUUAUCAAUAGCAUUUUAAACAAGGUAGAAAUUAGGGUCAUAAUUAUCGAGUCUCUGGAUAUCAUUACCAUUACUGUGCCACCUGCACUUCCAGCUGCAAUGACAGCUGGUAUUGUGUAUGCCCAAAGAAGACUGAAAAAAAUUGGUAUUUUCUGUAUCAGUCCUCAAAGGAUAAAUAUCUGUGGACAGCUGAAUCUUGUUUGCUUUGACAAGACUGGAACUCUUACUGAAGAUGGUUUAGAUCUGUGGGGGAUUCAACGAGUGGAAAAUACACGUUUUCUUUUGCCAGAAGAAAAUGUUUGCAAUGAGGUAUUGGUAAAGUCUCAGUUUGUUGCAUGUAUGGCUACCUGUCACUCACUCACAAAGAUUGAAGGAGUGCUUUCUGGUGAUCCACUUGAUUUGAAAAUGUUUGAAGCCAUUGGAUGGAUUCUGGAAGAAGCAACUGAAGAGGAAACGGCACUUCAUAAUCGAAUUAUGCCCACUGUGGUUCGUCCUCCAAAACAGCUGCUUCCUGAAUCUACACAUGCGGGAAACCAAGAAAUGGAGCUGUUUGAACUUCCAGCUAUUUAUGAGAUAGGAAUUGUUCGUCAGUUUCCGUUUUCUUCUGCUUUGCAACGUAUGAGUGUGGUUGCAAGGGUGCUAGGGGAUAAGAAGAUGGAUGCCUACAUGAAGGGAGCACCUGAGAUCAUUGCUAGUCUUUGUAAACCUGAAACAGUUCCUACUGAUUUUGAAAAAGUUCUGGAAGAUUACACUAAACAGGGCUUCCGCGUAAUUGCUCUUGCACACAGAAAAUUGGAAUCGAAACUGACUUGGCAUAAAGUACAGAAUAUUAGCAGAGAUGUCAUUGAAAACAACAUGGAUUUUAUGGGAUUAAUUAUAAUGCAGAACAAAUUAAAGCAAGAAACCCCUGGAGUACUUGAAGAUUUGCAUAAAGCCAACAUUCGCACGGUCAUGGUCACAGGUGACAACAUGUUGACUGCUGUCUCUGUGGCCAGAGACUGUGGAAUGAUACUACCUCAGGAUAAAGUUAUUAUUGCUGAAGCAUUACCUCCGAAGGAUGGGAAAGUUGCCAAGAUAAACUGGCAUUAUGCAGACACCCUAACACAGUGCAGUAAUUCAUCAGCCAUUGACUCGGAGGCUAUUCCAAUUAAAUUGGUCCAUAAUAGCUUAGAGAAUCUUCAAGUGACUCGUUACCAUUUUGCAAUGAAUGGAAAAUCAUUUUCAGUGAUAUUGGAACAUUUUCAAGACCUUGCUCCUAAGUUGAUGUUGCAUGGCACUGUUUUUGCUCGUAUGGCACCUGAUCAGAAGACACAAUUAAUAGAAGCAUUGCAAAAUGUAGAUUACUUCGUCGGAAUGUGCGGUGAUGGGGCAAAUGAUUGUGGUGCUUUGAAGAGGGCACAUGGAGGCAUUUCGUUAUCAGAGCUCGAGGCUUCAGUGGCAUCUCCCUUUACCUCCAAAACUCCUAGUAUUUCCUGUGUGCCAAACCUUAUCAGGGAAGGCCGUGCUGCUUUAAUGACUUCUUUCUGUGUGUUUAAAUUUAUGGCUUUGUACAGCAUUAUACAGUACUUCAGUGUUACUCUGCUAUAUUCUAUCUUAAGUAACCUGGGAGACUUCCAGUUUCUCUUCAUUGAUCUGGCAAUCAUUUUGGUAGUGGUAUUUACAAUGAGUUUAAAUCCUGCCUGGAAGGAACUUGUGGCACAAAGACCACCCUCAGGUCUUAUAUCUGGGGCCCUUCUCUUCUCCGUUUUGUCUCAGAUCAUCAUCUGCAUUGGAUUUCAAUCUUUGGGGUUUUUUUGGGUCAAGCAGCAAUCUUGGUAUGAAGUAUGGCAUCCACAGUCAGAUGCUUGUAAUACGAGAAGCCUGUAUGGGAAUUCUUCAUACUUGGACAAUGAAACCAAACCUGAUACACAUAAUAUACAAAAUUAUGAAAAUACCACAGUGUUUUUUAUCUCCAGUUUUCAGUACCUCAUAGUGGCAAUUGCCUUUUCAAAAGGAAAACCCUUCAGGCAACCUUGCUACAAGAAUUAUUUUUUUGUUGUGUCUGUGAUUAUUUUGUAUGUUUUCAUAUUACUCAUCAUGUUGCAUCCAGUUGCCUCUAUUGACCAGGUUCUUCAGAUAGUGUGUGUACCAUAUCAGUGGCGUAUAACUAUGCUUAUGAUUGUUCUUGUCAAUGCCCUUGUAUCUAUCAUGGUGGAGAAUUUCUUCCUUGACAUGGUCCUUUGGAAAGUUGUGUUCAAUCGAGACAAACAAGGAGAAUACCGCUUCACCACCACACAGCCGCCACAGGCGUCAGUGGAUCGGUGGGGAAAAUGCUGCUUGUCCUGGGCCCUGGGCUGUAGAAAGAAGAUACCAAAGGCAAAGUACAUGUAUCUGGCUCAGGAGCUCUUGGUUGAUCCAGAAUGGCCACCCAAACCUCAAACAACAACAGAGGCUAAAGCUUUAGUUAAGGAGAAUGGAUCAUGUCAAAUCAUCACCAUAACGUAGCACUGCGUCACUCUCAGUGGUAUGCUGGUAGCAGGAGAAUGUAAUUUCCGGACUUUCCGAUCCUGUGCGUCAGAAUGGCACCAUUUCAAUUUAUGUCUCUUCUAGUAAUGCUGAUUUCAGAGGUUUUUUGUUUUUGUUUUUGUUUUUGUUUUAAAUAAGACAGUUGGCCUGCCAGUUAAAUUCAUAAUCAGUCUGUAAAGUCUUAUAUCUGUAUUCAGGAACUACAUAUUACAUAUAUUUCCAGAAUUUUCUUGUUACCCUCAGUGAUGCUCUUUAAAUAGGGUACAGAAGAAAGUUGAUAUUUGAUAGGUUUUUAGACAUCAGCUUCUGAGACUUGGUUAAUGCGUUUAAAUAUAUUUUCACAAACCCUUAUCAGAAAAAGCCCUCAUUUAUUUACCACCCCUAAAUUUCUGAUUGAUAAAUAAAAUGGGUGUUAAUUAGCCUCUAGUGAAAAUAGGUACAAAGCCUGUUUUCAUUUGAUUCCAAUAUUUCUUCCAAAGAAUUCCGUGUAUACACAGACCAGUUCCCUUUGAUAGCCUAGGGGUGAGUUUUAUGAUGUUGCUUAUAGAACAACUCAGGUAAUUUCCAUUUACGGUUUUAUAAUUUCUGUACAAACUGCCUGAGUUUUAUUUUUCUAAUCAGCAAGGUGCUUCACUGCCUUCUUCAGAUGUCCCUCAAAGCUAUUGAAUGGAUCUUGUGAUCUGUCUGCUGUCAAUAGUACGAUUUACUUCAGUUAAAUGUUGUAGAACCAUAGAACCAUUUUCACUAGGAAAAAAGAUUAUUUCCUUUGGCAAUAGAUAUAGAUCUAUCUUUCUAAUAUCUCUUCAUAGCUGUUUUUUCUCUCAGGUUUUAUCAUUUUAAAGAUUUUUCUUUUCUUCUAGGUUUUUAAUUACUUAAAGACAAGAUAAUAGUGAGUUGUUUUUUUUUUUUUUUUAGUUUUUUGAGUUAGACUUUUACCUCCUAAAAAUUUUAAGGGUUGAUAUAAGUCUCCUAUCAAUAAUGAGGCUUAAAAAUGAGUGGUUUUGAAUGACUGCUACUUUUUCAAAGCAGGAUGAACUUGGUGAAUUUGUUUUAUGCCAUUAGAUGGCGCCAGAGGUCAGAGCUUAUUUUGGAUUGGAUGUUUACAAAGGAGCAUUUUUUGGUUGUAAAAAUUUCUGGGGGGGGGGAAAUUGAAAUAAAGUUAAGACUAGACAUUAAUUGAGCCAAAAGAAAUGUGAAAAAGAUUUUUCGCCUGUUUUAUCUGGUUAAUGUUUAAAUUUUAAACAAAAUUAAAGUAACUUUAAAAAUGCCUUUCUAGGUAAGAUCCAGCAGCUUGGCAAAAACCCACAGUUACGAUAAACAAGGAAACUGAUAUUGCUAUAAAAUGGACACUAAACUGCUAAAACUGUGGGACGUUAUCCUAUGUUCUUCCUUAACUGGUAGCAUGCUUGUGCUUUCCACUUCUAGCUAAUCUUUAUUUUCCUGAUAGAUACGUACCAAUUUAUCAAAUGUUAGCUGGAACUAUAGAACCACACGGUUCUCAUUUCUUAUGCUGCAGAGACCUGAAUGAUGUUUGGUAACUAUAGGAAAAUGUAAGUUACACUCAGGAUCACUGUUAUUGCUUAUUGCCACUGAUGAAUGAUUCUUAUAAAAAUACAAUCGAAGUUUUCCAUCAAAAAGUAUAAUAUGAUAUUAAUACACCUUAGGUAAGAACAGUUGUUCCAUGAAUGAUUCUAUGAAGCUAUGCAUCUUAGACCUCUUGAGCUGUGAUUUAGCACUGUUUUCUAUAGUUACUUAUCUCGAUCAUUUUUUAAUUUCCACAUUCAUUUCUGAUAUGUAAAAGUGUUAUUCUUAAGUGAUUUCCCAGAAUUGUAAAUUUUAUUAUUUGAUUUAAAUACUGAAGCAUAUAAUUAAAGUAAUUGCUAAGUAGCAGCUUAAAAAUCCAGUUAUCGGAUUGUAUUUAACAUCUUUAAGAGCAUGAUCAUAAAAAGCUAUAUUUUUUACACCCUUUUUUUUUUUAACAUUUAGAUUUUAUAAGGGUUUUAUAUCUCAUUUGUCCAUAUUGUUUUCAAAGGAAUGAGGUUUUUAGGUAGGUGGAAAAGCAUUUGUAGGAAGUUACAUUUCAACAUAGACAAGGUGGGUUGCUCAAGUUGUAAUUGAUGGUUUCCAGAAUGUUAUUUGAAGAAUGUCUGUGAAUCCAGGUGUGGGUCCUACUCAGUGCCAUCGAUAGACUGAGUUCUCUCUCUGUAGAUCACCAUGACAUAGUAAUUUUGAUUCUGAAUUUCACAUUAAAUUAUUUGAGUGUAUACAGACCUAAAUUUAAAAAUCUGUACAUAUAUUAUUUUGAUGUAUUAAAGAUUAAUAUUGCCGAUUUAAAUUUUAUUUAUGCACAUACUUAAAGGACAGAAAUGUCCAGGAAAGUAAUUGUUAAAUAAUGAUAUGUAACUUUUUAACUUUUUAAAUAAAUAACAAGAUUUUUAAUGUGUGUCUCCCUCAGGGUUGUUUAAAGUUUUUUGGUUUUUUUUUUUUUUUCCUCCCUCAAAUAUAAAUAGUGGUAACUAUAUGUUUUGUAUCUUCUAGCACCAACUGCUGUAAAGCAAUGCUGCAAAUAAUGCUUGAAGAAAAGUGGCUAAGCCAACAACAAAAGAAAUACUUUUUAUAUUAGUUUUAUAAUUCUUACAUUUGAGAGCUUUCCAAAUUGCACUUGGAUUUAAACAGAACUGUUGCAGUCUUGACUCUUAUUUAUUUUGUCUCCCGUGUUUGUGAAGAUACUGCACAGUUUCAGAGGCAUGGUAAAUAACAUAUCAUUGUCUAUGUAUUCUGUUCCCCAGCUGGCUAUAGAUCCACUAUCCAGAGAAGAGCAAAAUUCAAGCUUUAGAAAACAUUCUAUAAGAUCUCACGCAUGCAAUUUUGACAUAUCUGAAAAUAGGUUUUUGUAUAUUUAUGGUGGGAGGUGGUUGGGAACUUUUGACAAAAUGUGGGGUGUUAAUUUUUGUACAGUCUGUGGGCAUUUACACAUAUUUUUAAUGUAAUAAAAUUUGGUAAUUAUGUGCACAUUAAAUUAAUAAGAUAGUUACUUCCUGUUAUGAUUUGUGAAUUCCCUAAGACUUUGGAUUUUUUUAAGUAACUUUAUAUCAGAAAUGAUACUGCAUCUUUAUAUUUUUUAAAUUGUAUUGCUGCUCAAGAAUGGUACCCUGAUGUCAAAAAGGCAUACAUUCAUAAUUGUACAUUCAGCACUGUAAAUAACCUUAUGAAAUCUUUUUUGGAUUGAAAGCUAUUCAAAAUAAAAAUUUAAAUGAUUGAAAUGACA